ACGACAUAACCUCAAAAUGUCCAUAUAAAUCAAAACAAUAAUACAGUUAUUUUCAAUAUAAUAAAAUGUAGAGGCAUUAAAACACUUUUUACUAGGAUGGUGAGCAUAAACAGGUCUUUCCUCUAUGGCAUAGGUUUCGCCUCAAUAACCUGGAUCGUGUCGCUCUACUUGUAUGCCCAACUUUCAAGGAGUACCGAGCAAGGUUCCCAAGAAGUCACUGGUUAUUUUAGUGAUUUAAGCGUUAAUGUAGCUGAUUCCGGUCAGUUUAAGCGUACAAAGAAGCAAUAUGAUAAGAUAUUUAAUAGGAAACAUGAUAACAAGAGUGGGAACAGUAUCGAGCUCUUGGAUAAGUUGAAACCAGUCUGGAGGGAUCGUUUGCAGAAAACUAGUGAUGUUUUCGAACAAGAACUUUUUGAACUUGGCCUAGUACAGGACAAAGAGGAACAAGCCGUAAAAGACGAGGGGUACAAAACACAUGCCUAUAAUGUCCUUAUAAGUAAAAAAUUAAGUUUACAUAGGGACAUUCCUGACACAAGAAAUGCUCUGUGCAAAAAUCUCACAUACCAAACCGACCUGCCGUCUGCCUCAAUCAUUAUAUGCUUCUACAAUGAACAUUACGAAACCCUGCUGAGAUCCAUUCACUCAAUAUUGGACAGAACUCCCGCGAAUCUCCUGAAUGAAAUCAUUUUAGUAAAUGAUUUUAGUGAUAUUAAAGAUCUGCACGAGAACUUAGAAAAUUACAUAAAUAAACAGAAGUUGGACAAAGUUAAAUUGGUUAAAACUGAUGCUAGGGAGGGUUUAAUAAGGGCUCGAAUAUUUGGGGCGAGACAAGCCAAGGGGCAGGUUUUGAUAUUUUUAGACAGUCAUAUUGAAGUGAAUAAGGGGUGGAUCGAACCACUGUUGGACCAAAUAAAAUCAAACAGGACCAAAGUGGUCAUGCCAGUUAUCGAUAUUAUUAAUCCGGAUACUUUCGGUUAUAGUUCGAGUCCUUUGGUUCGAGGCGGAUUUAAUUGGGGGCUUCAUUUCAAGUGGGAAAAUUUACCUAAAGGCACUUUGGUUCAUCCAGAAGAUUUUGUAAAGCCGAUUAAAUCCCCCACUAUGGCUGGAGGACUGUUUGCUAUAGAUAGGAAAUAUUUUAUCGAUAUGGGGGAAUAUGAUGCUGGAAUGAAUAUAUGGGGAGGAGAGAAUUUGGAGAUUUCUUUUAGGAUCUGGAUGUGCGGUGGCUCUUUAGCGUUGAUCCCUUGCAGCAGGAUAGGACACAUCUUCAGACACAGAAGACCGUACAGUUCACCAGACGGUCAAGACACAAUGUUAUACAAUUCUUUACGGGUGGCACACGUUUGGUUAGACGAUUACAAAGACUUCUAUUUGAACCAAAACAAACAUUAUAAAACCAUAGACUUUGGGGAUGUAUCCUCGCGGGUACAACUAAGAAAAGAACUGAAAUGUCGCGACUUCGACUGGUAUUUGAAGAACGUGUAUCCGGAACUCACUCUGCCUUCGGACGAUCAAAGUAAAUUGAAGAAAAAAUGGUCUGCGUUGGAACAGGACAAGUUCCAGCCGUGGCAUUCGAGAAAAAGGAAUUAUCUUGAUAGGUUUUACAUUAGACUGGCAAACAGCUCUCUGUGCAUACAAAGUGCUAAGGACACAAAAACCAAGGGCAGUUCUUUGGUUUUACGUCCUUGUGGUAAAUCUAAGGACCAACUGUGGUAUCAGACCGAUAAAAACGAGCUGGUUUUAAAUCAGCUUUUGUGUUUGCAGGCUUCCAAGCCGAAUCCGGUUUUGUAUAAAUGUCACGAACUGGGAGCGGAUCAAGAGUGGAAACAUAAGAGCGGAAGAAACACUCCAAUAUACAACUUGGGCGCGGGUACUUGUUUAGCAGUAUCCAAGAAAUCGGUGAACGCCACCUUACAAUUGAAACUGUGCACCGAUCCCAACUUAAGUACCUGGGACCUCGUUGAUUCCAUUUAAACAUUUCAAUGUUUUUUUUUAUAUAAUAAUAAUCUCGAACAAAACUUAUAAGGCUGUAGGUAAUUAUUAUUUAUAUUAUAAAUAUAGUGCGGGUUUUUUAAAAAAAAAAC
Anthonomus grandis grandis is the source of this 2081-nucleotide messenger RNA. Its product is annotated as polypeptide N-acetylgalactosaminyltransferase 35A-like. Gene Ontology annotation, molecular function: Notch binding. Lineage: Eukaryota; Metazoa; Arthropoda; Insecta; Coleoptera; Curculionidae. Gene Ontology annotation, cellular component: Golgi apparatus. The transcript has 9 exons. Bases 97 to 1971 code for a protein of 624 amino acids. Gene Ontology annotation, biological process: regulation of Notch signaling pathway. The record is from RefSeq and is a predicted model, not a curated record.